Molecule: messenger RNA, 4905 nt
Organism: Rotaria sordida
Lineage: Eukaryota; Metazoa; Rotifera; Eurotatoria; Philodinida; Philodinidae
Source: the annotation of a GenBank genome assembly
AUGGAACCAACCUAUGCUCGAGGUGUUCUUCCGUGUGCUGAUGAACCUGCACGUAAAGCUAUUUUUAUAAUCAGUGUCAUUCAUGAUUCUUCGUAUGCUGUAUGGUCUAAUGGAGCAAUUGAUCGAACCGAAAUACUCAGCGAUGGACGAAUACUUUCACAUUUUAGCCCAACAUUGAACAUGUCCACCUUUCUACUGGCACUCAUUAUAGCACCCAUAUCCGAUUUUGCCUGUCGACCCGAUCGCCUUAUCGGUUCAAAGAACAUCAUAUCGAGAGUAUGUGGACGUAUUGAUAUUCUUCCACAAUUGGCCUAUGCCGAUGAAGUAGCCUACAAAGUCUUGGAAUUUUUCAAUACAUAUUUUGAUAUUAAUUAUGCAUUGUCAAAAAUUGAACAUUUUGCUGUUCCCGAUUUUGGUGGAGGUGCUAUGGAAAACUAUGCUUCACGAAAACAAUAUAUCACAAUGGUAAUAUCUCAUGAAAUAUCUCAUCAAUGGUUUGGUAAUUUGGUUUCACCAGCUUGGUGGGGUGAAUUAUGGUUGAAAGAAGGCUUUGCCAGUUAUAUGGAAACAUUGGCAACCGAUUUUGUCGAACCUUUGUGGAGGCGAGAAGAACAAUUUGUUGUUGAAAAGAUUUUUUCAUUUAUGGAAUCUGAUUCAUUGCCAACAUCACGACCGAUUAGUAUUGAUUCAACAAAUUUAGCAGAUAUUUUUCAAAUGUACGAUUCAAUCACUUAUAGCAAAGGAGCAACAGUCAUUCGUAUGAUGUCGAUGUUUUUAGGUGCUGAAACAUUUCAACGUGGUGUUCGAAUAUAUUUGAAAGCAUUAUGUUUUAGUUCGGCAACGCAACGCGAUUUGUGGACCUAUUUGAGUCAAGCUACAAAUAAUACAAUCAACGUUGAACGGAUUAUGGAUGGAUGGACACGACAACCCGGCUAUCCGAUUGUUGAAGUCAAUCGGAUUUAUAAGACUGAAGGCCGUAUGGUGAUUAGCCAACAACCUUAUAGUCUUUUUCUAACGACAAGCAAAAAACACAAAUGGUGGAUUCCAUUUAAAUAUUUCGAUCGUACAUUUUCUCAAGUAAAUAAGCGUCAGACGUCGACUAGUAGUGAUAUUGUAUGGCUCAACGAUACAUCUCUCACAGUGAAUAUCAACACUGCUGAUUCAGAUUGGAUCUUGGCCAAUCCGAAUUAUCUCGCCAUUUAUCGAACGAAGUAUGAUCGAGAAAAUUUUCGUCUGAUUGUUACUCAACUUCAAAGUGCUCACACACGUAUUCCGACCAUCAAUCGAGGUGCUCUGAUCGAUGAUGCUUUUGCCUUAUCACGCGCAGGUCUAAUCGAUGUAAUAGAUGCCUAUGAACUGAUUCGAUAUUUAAAGAGUGAAACGGACUAUAUACCAUGGAUAGCAGCACUCUCCGCAAUGUAUCAACAAGAAGAAUUACUUGCCGAUCGUGGUAUUCUUAUUGAUGUGCAACGUUAUUUUUUACAAUUGAUCCUUCCAGUUUAUAACAAGAUCGAAUGGACACCGAUCGAUUCAUCGACUGCAUGGCUUCAAACUCUAUUGCAACCGAGAAUUGUAUCGGCUGCUUGCCACUACGAUCAUCCAGAAUGCAUUGAAACAGCACGCAGUGCCUAUCGUCAUUGGAAUGUAAAUCCUACUCUCAAUCAAAUUCCAGCUAAUCUACGUUCGAUCGUCUAUUGUACAGUUGUUCGUAAAGGUUCACGAGCUGAAUUUAACUUUUUAUGGACUCGUCUUCAAACAGAGUUAAUUGCUAGUGAAACAUUGAAUCUACUAAAAGGUCUCGCCUGCACAGAAGAUCUGUCGUUGAUUGUUUGGUUUCUCGAUCAACAUUUGUCGAAUGAAUCCGUCAUUCGUGAUCAAGAUGCGCCAUUAUCUAUUGCCAAUAUUGCUCGUUCACUACGAGCAAAUCAAAUUGCUUGGAAUUGGAUUCGUGAUCAUUGGUUCAAACUUUUUGAAAAAUGGGGAAAAUCAGAGACUUAUUUAGGUACAAUUAUCGAAGCUGUAUCGAGUCGAUUUAUUACUGUUCGACAACGAGAUGAAUUCAAAACAUUUGCUGAUUCAAUUAUGAAUAAAGGUACUACAUCUCGUCAAUUUCAAUUAUCCAUGGAUAGAAUCAAUGCUAACAUUGCAUGGAAUCAAGCAAAUCUCGGUUCAAUCACUGCCUUCUUUCGUGCAAACAAUCAAUCAUCCAUUGUCAGUCAUCGUUUACCGUCGACUAUCGUACCAAUUCAUUACGAUCUCUAUGUUAAACCCUAUUUGAAUAUUACCAAUGAAAAUCUUCGCUAUUCUAUCUUUGAUGGACGUGUUCAUAUUCAUCUCAAUGUGAUUCAGCCGACAGAUCGUAUCGUUUUACACAAACGUUUCAUUAUGGUGCGCGAAACAAUUGAGAUAACCUCCGGUGUAUCUGUAAUAUCAACAUCAUUCAAUGAAGAUCUCGACUUUUUCACCAUUAUACUCAAUCGAGCACUAAAAGUAAAUGAACAACCAAUCUUAACAAUGAAUUAUGUAGGUGAAUUAAAAAAUGAUACGAAUGGUUUCUAUCUUAGUUCUUAUGUACGAUCAUCGAAUAAAGUUCGACGAUAUUUAGUUGCUUCACAAAUGGAACCGAUUGGAGCACGACGUGCUUUGCCAUGUUUUGACGAGCCCGCUCUCAAAGCAACGUUUACCGUUACAAUCGAACAUGAAUCACAAUAUCGAGCAUGGAGCAAUAUGCCUAUUGAGAAUAGUACGAUUCAAUCGAAUGGUUGGAUAUUAACACAAUUUCAAAAAACUGUACCAAUGAGUUCGUAUUUACUGGCACUAGUCGUAGCUGAUUUUGAUUGUUUGACACGAAAUAAUACGGGACGUUUUAGAAAUAUUACAACAAGUAUAUGUGCUCAACCAGAGAAAAAAGAUAAUUUGAAUUAUGCACUUGAAAUAGCAACACAAAAGAUUCGUGAUUUUGAAGAACAAUAUCAAAUUAAUUAUCCAUUACCUAAAUGUGAUCAUAUUGCUAUACCUGAUUUUAAUGCUGGUGCAAUGGAAAACUUCGGAUGUAUUCUUUAUCGUGAAACACGACUUUUCUAUAAUAAUCGUACGUCAUCUUCGUCCAACAAACAAGGUGUAGCAGCCGUCAUUGCUCAUGAACUUGCUCAUCAAUGGUUUGGUAAUCUCGUUUCACCUGUUUGGUGGGAUGAUUUGUGGCUUAAAGAAGGUUUUGCAAUAUGGAUGCAAUUCGUUGGUACAAAUAAAGUUCACUCAGAAUGGAAUUCAUAUCAACAAUUAAUUAUUCAACGAUGGCUUGCCGUUAUGCAAAAUGAUGCUCUAUCAUUUUCACAUCCAGUUAAUAUGCAACUUACACGUAAUGAUCAACUAACAAGUAUUUUCGAUUCCAUUACCUAUUCGAAAGGUUCUUCGUUACUUCGAAUGAUGAACAAUUUUAUGUCCGAUAAGACUUUUAAUAAAGGUAUUACCAAAUAUCUUCAACGUCAUUUGUAUUCGACUGCAAAACAGACUGAUCUCUGGCAAGCAUUGAAUGAACAAAUGUCUGUCGAUAAUAUACAAUUACCAAGUAAUACAACUCUUGAGAUGAUUAUGAGUACGUGGACUAAUCAAAUGGGUUAUCCAUAUGUUCAAGUUAUACGCGAUUAUACUACUAGACGUAUCACAGUGACUCAACAUCAGUUCCUGUUCGAUUCAGAAGCACAACCAUCUCCAUCACCACAUAAGUAUUUAUGGUAUAUUCCACUUCAAUUUAAGUUCUCAUCAAACAUCAUCUGGUUCAAUCGACCACAGAUGAAUAUAACCAUGGAUAUAAACGUACAAUCGAAUGAAUGGCUUUUAGCCAAUCCGAAUUUAUUGGGAUUUUUUCGUACGAAUUAUGAUGAACGAAAUUGGAAGAUGAUUAUUGAACAACUGAAUAUUGAUCACGAGAAAUUUACCGUAAUUGAACGAGCUGGUCUUGUCGAUGAUGCUUUUAAUUUGGCUCGAACGAAUAUUCUUCAAACAUCUCUCGUAUUCGAUUUACUCAGUUAUGUACAUUCUGAAUUUGAAUAUAUUGUGUGGGAUCGUAUUAUUGCCAGUUUCUCCUACAUCGAACAGAUGAUUGCAUCAAAAAGUGCAGAUAUCAUUCUGUACGAACAAUUUCAAUCGUAUAUUAUCGAUUUGAUCUUUCCUAUUUACACUCAACUCGGUUGGCAACAAUCACAAUCAUCGAAUAUGACAGAGAAAUGGCUCGAUACACUUCAUCGAAAUUUGAUUAUAUCGACAGCAUGUCAUUACAAUUUAGAUGAUUGCGUUCGACAUGCUCAAUCACUCUUUCAAUCAUGGUUCAAUCAACCAUCGAAUAAUUCAAUCGAACCUAAUCAUCGUUCGUUUGUCUAUUGUACUAUUAUUCGUUUAGGUAGUCGAGUGGAAUUUUAUUUUCUCCUUCGUCAAUAUCGAGAAUCAAAUGAUCCACAAGAAAAAGCUAGAAUACAAUCAGCAUUAGCAUGUACACGUGACAUAGAAUUAAUUCGAUAUUUACUCGAAAUUCAUCUCGAUUCUCAAUUGAAUAUUAUUCGACGACAAGAUGGACUCAUCGGCAUACGAACUAUAUGUCGAAAUUUCAUUGCUGAAACUGAAUGUUGGACUUUUGUACGUUCUCAAUGGCGACAAUUGUUUAAAGAAUUUAGUGAAUCAAUCAAUUUUGCCAAUCUUAUCAAAGAUGUCGCAGAACGAUUUAAUACCGAACAACAAUUGGGCGAAUUUGAACGAUUCUUUGAACAGACCACUAAUACAGUGAGUGUCGAAUUUCAAGCAACAAUCGAACGUAUUCGUGCUAAUAUUCAAUGGAUUAAAAAGGCAAAACCCAAUUUAGUUGAAUGGUUCAGCAAUCGAACAGUAACAAUUCGUCGUCCAUUCAAUUGA